Molecule: messenger RNA, 2647 nt
Organism: Patiria miniata (bat star)
Lineage: Eukaryota; Metazoa; Echinodermata; Asteroidea; Valvatida; Asterinidae
Exons: 13
Coding region: 243-1973 (576 amino acids)
Biological process (GO): cobalamin transport
Molecular function (GO): cobalamin binding
Source: RefSeq, a predicted model, not a curated record
GAGUAGACGUCACGUCAUCAUAAUUAUUUUCUUUCACAAAAUCUUUUUCACGGGAAGUAAGUGAUCCAUGCAGUCGAUCUAUUGUGCUAAGUUGUAAAAAAGUAGAGCAGCCAGGAUACGCGUGCACUGGGGUGGCCAUAUUGGUUAGCGGCUCUUCUGCAGAUUUUCUGGGCGGUUGACGCGAGGUUAUAAACGUGGAAAGUCGGCAGUGAGUGACUUGGCUCUCUGUGCACAUACUAAUCAUGGUGUCGAAGCUUACUGCAGUUGUGGCCGUGUUCGUUCUCUGUCUCAUGGUGGUUGCUGCUGAGCAUCCUGGUCAUGAUGCCCUUUGCCCCUCAACGGAAAUGACGUCAGGUCCGCCCAUAGCUGACACGCUGGUGACCUCACACCUAACGGUCGACGGCUCUGGGAUUGAACUGUGCAGCAUGGAGUACAGGGUACCAGCCAAAGCCACGAUGUACCAGGGAAUGCUGGCUGCCAGCCAGCAACACGGCAACAGUUUCAAGUUUGAAUCCGAAGCUCAUCCAAUGUGGGGACACUUCGUUAGUUCCAUCAACGACGUCGGUUCAGAGGGAGGUUUCUAUUGGUUUAUAUUCGACAAGGAUACGCUAAAGACUACGCCCGUCGGUGUUGAUUUCAUCGACAUUGCUGAUAAUAGUUCAUAUAUUUGGCACUAUUCCAACAGUUCUCAACCUAAUACAACUUAUUCUGGACCAUGUGUUGGUUCGUCUGUCAUUCCUCCACCCAUGCCUCUGACCUUCAAGGUCGGGUACCUGAGCGUCUCCAGCGCCAACACUGACCUCUUCGCUGUGUGUAAACAGCCCGUCCUGCUUCCGACCACUCCGACGACAGUCUACGCACUGGUCGAUUUGGCCAAUGACCAAAUACCCUUAUUCGUGCAGGCCGUGUUGCAUGCCCCCCAAAAGACUGUGACGUCACUGGAUGGAUUAGCCAAUGACGAUCGCUACGCGUGGACUGGUUACCGAGCAGGCAGCAAUGAAAAGAUUCCGUAUGAUCUUUCACUAACAGCUAUAUCCGACGGUGAUCACAUCGAGUUCAGAUACGAUGAACGCUCUGAACCCAUGAUUCCUGCAGAUAACGGAGACCUUUGCCCCGGGGAAGAGUUGACUUCCGGUCCGACCAUAACCGACACGCUGGUGACCUCAUACCUGUCGGUAGACGGCGGUGGGACUGUCCAGUGCAGCAUGAAGUACAGGGUACCAGCCAAAUCCACGGUGUACCAGGGAAUGCUGGCUGCCAGUCAGCAACACGGCAACGGUUUUGAAUUUGAAUCCACCUUGUACGCAAAGUUUGGACACUUCAUCACCUCGAUCAACAGCGUGGCACCGAUGGGUGGUUCCUAUUGGCUCAUUUUCGACGACGUCACUAAGAUGCUUACCCCAGUAGGGGUCGACUCCAUCCACGUCAAGAAUGGUAGUUCCUACAUCUGGCACUACACUAACGAUACCGGCCACAAUGUGACCUACAGAGGACCAUGUGUUGGUUCGUCCUUCAUUCCUCCAACCAUUCCACUCACCUACAAGGUCGUGUACCUGACCAUCUCAGGCGCAAAUGUACACCAAACCACCAACGACACCUUCAAGCGUGUCUGCAAGCAGACGGUGUUGAUUCCGUCUAAGGAAACUAGCGUGUUCAGACUCCUGGAAAUAGCCAAUAGUCAGAUACCCAUAACUGUAAAAGCUGAACUGGAUUUGCAAGGCAGUUCUGUGAGGUCAUUUAACGGUGUGUCCAUGCGCAGGAGCUACCGAUGGAUUGGCUUCAAAGCAGGGAUGGACGGGCCGAUCCCUUACGAUCUGUCUAUGUCGACUGUUACCGACGGGGAUCACAUCGAAUUCAGAUACGAGGAGGUCGAGAUCGUGACUGGGCCGCGCGGUGGGGCGUCCUCUGCUGGCCAGUCCGUUGCCCUCGUAACUCUGGCAGUGCUGCUGGUUAAUGUAGUGACGUCAUUGUAAAUAUCCAUGAUACGCAAAUAACAAUAGUCUCCGAGUCGAUGAAUUUAAGGAAAUGGAAGAGUGUGUCUAUGUAUAAUGGUUUGCCAUUUUUUGGUGAGAGGUUGAUGUGAAUAGUUUUACUUAUUUAGCUGAAAUUAUGUCUGACAAUUUGAACCAGAAGUAACUUAAACUAUCAUAAUCGGUAUAUUGUUUUGCUGAAAUGAGAACAGAUGGGCGCAAGAAUAAGCCCGUGACAAAGUAACAUUUGAUGAAGUUAUUUUCCGCAUUUAAAGAAUAAAACUUCACCGACUUACUUGAGUAGAAUAACUCUAGUCAUCGAUAUCUUUUUACGAACUUUAUUCUGACCCAAUUUUCAUCACAACUAUAAUUUGAUUAUUCUUAUUUGAUUAUUAUUAUUGAUUAUUGAUGUUUUUAUGCGAAUUAAAAUAAACCGGUGUGGGGGGUACUUUCUGUUUAUUUCUUUUAGAAUUUUUUUCGAAUUACGUAUAAAAAAGUGAGAAUUUACAUUCAUAAUUAAAGAGGUCACUGUAAUAUUGGUCUUGCGAAAAUAACUUAAAGCUGUUUCGUCUUCGAACUCAUUUUAUAUUGAUGUUGACCAAAUUCGUUGGGUACAAAAUAAAAGAAAUCAAUUCUCAAUUUACAUUAUACCAAGCAUUUUAUAAAGGUUUGCAAAA